GCUGGAAUUCAUGAGCAAUAGAAUAAAUGCGUCUUUCAUAUAUUCCUUCACCAGUCAGGUGGCCUCAGCAUUUGGGACUCUUUUCCUCUGCUGCCUGCUCACUUCUUGCACUACUUUCAGAAGUCAAGAAAUGCUUAAAUAAAGAGAAACUUGUUCCGUGACAGAAAAGGUCAUUUCUUCUGGCCAGGCAUUUGGGAAGGAGACAGGAAGCAUAUUAUUUUAAAGAAAGAGGGAGGUUUAGUUUUCGUUUUACAUAGCCUUGCCGGCAUUAGCAACUGAUAUUUAAAUCCCUCCUGAAGAGACACUUCUGCUGGGACCACUACAAGAAACUGCCUAAUCAGUGAUGUCUAGUUUGAAGGGAAGUUGGUUUUAGCUGAUAGUUUAUUUUUAUAAAAAUAAUUAGAAUAUUUUUGAAGUUAUUCAGCACAAUCACAUUGUGCACAUAGUGAGUCUGUGUAAAUGCACAACGUUUUUACUGUUGCCCUUCUCCCUUGCCUUACCUCCUAAUGCUUGUCACAUUCUCUCAGUGCAUCUUGUCUUAAAUUAAGCUCUGAGCUUGAAAUCACAUAUAGCCAGAGACCGUAAGCUCUUCAGAACAGAGAUGGGGGUCUUCCUAUAUGUAUGCACAUCACCUAGCAAAAAGAGUCUGAAUUUGUAUUAGGAAUUAGGGUCUUUGGACACUAUUAAAAUACAAAUAAUUAAGUAAAUAAUAAAUGCCACAAUAUAAUUGUAAUUGUUUAUGCCUAUAUUCUUCACAGUAAGAGGUGGGUUAAUAUGGCAAAAAAUAUCUGUGAACAUUUAUUUCAAUAAAAAUGCAGACGCCCUCCAAUGGCAUUUACCAUUUCCUCUAGUUAUUUUCUGCGAACAUGCAUAUGGACAAAAUGUUGUUCAUUAGAGUGUGUAUAGAAAGAGACAGUGUUGUGAAAACUCAGGCAUAUCUGCAUUCGUGCGAAUGUUCAUGCCAGAAGUGCUCAGUGGCCAUCAUGAAAACUCAGUGGGCUGGGAAUUAUCCAACAGAAACAAUACCACGUGACUUAGGUGGUCAAUAACACCACACAGAUCUAUUCAUCCAGCUGUGAAAUAUGUUUGCAUAAACUGUUUACUAAUAUUUUGGAAUUCAUUAGUCUAAAUUACUUAAACUAUUCACAGAUCGUUUGUGAAGGAAAAAAAGAGCAACGUUUGUCUAAUAUGUUGUUUACAAAGAAUUUGCUCAGCUCUAUGAAUAUUAGAACAGUUUUAUAUGACUGUGUUAACCUAAACAGAUUUGAGUUUUAGUUCUAUCGAUCAUGGCUUAAUUUGUGAACAUUUCCUGUUCAGCUGAGAGAUGAAAGAACCCCACUAUGAAAGGAGAAGAGGACUUGAAAAAGAAUUUCUUAGUAGCUAAUCAAAUAACCAAGUGGAAGAGCUGUGCUGCCUCCCUCUCCAGCUGCCACCUGCCAAGAUGGUGCUAUCGGCCUGCCGGGGGGUGCUGCCCCUGGCUGCCCUCGCACUGCUCCUGCUUGUCUGCCUGGCUCCCGAUGGUUCAAGAGGGAAUAAACUUAAGCUGAUGCUUCAAAAACGCGAAGCUCUGGCACCAGCUAAGACAGAGGUGUCAGUAAAAGAAAACACGGCCAAGGAGUUCUUAAGCAGCCUGAAACGCCAGAAGCGCCAACUGUGGGACAGGACUCAACCCGAUGUGCAGCAGUGGUAUCAGCAAUUCCUCUACUUGGGCUUUGAUGAAGCCAAAUUUGAAGAUGACGUCUCCUACUGGACAAACCUGCGACGUGGUGGCAAUGAAUAUUAUGGAGGCUACUACCAGGACCAUUUUGAUGAAGAUGCACCUAUUGGGCCCCGAAACCCACACACCUUCAGGCAUGGAGCAAAUGUCAACUAUGAUGAUUAUUAACCUCAUUUAUUCUACUGUAACUAAAAUUGUAUGUCUGUAUCGGAUUGAGCUAAGCCCUAGCCUCACUAACACACAUUCUCUCUCUCCCUCUACCCUCUUUUUUUUAUAGUAGCCAUUUGUUAUAAACAAGGAGAAGAAAGAAACUGUCUAGCACAAAAGCCUAUUUGGAAUGGGCUUCUAUAAUUACUUAAUAGUACACUAUGUAUAAGUGUUAGAAUUAAAGUCUUUUGGUAAAAUAAGCAUUUUUCCAUUUCUUGGGUAGAGUUUGCAAUAGCUGACCAUUUCAAAGCACUGCAUUAUUAAGGAUUACAUUUUCAAGGGCUUUUUACUCAUUCUUAAAAACUGAUUGUCUAAUUCCAUGAUUUCACCCAGUUUUGUUGUAUUUUAUAAGACAAUGCGUUUCAAUGUGCUCAGUUAUUUAGGUCUGUGUCAAUACUGUAAAUAAAUCCCACACUU
This is a messenger RNA of Mauremys mutica (yellowpond turtle), 2341 nucleotides long. RefSeq names its product ECRG4 augurin precursor (gene ECRG4). Bases 1442 to 1885 code for a protein of 147 amino acids. The transcript has 7 exons. The record is from RefSeq and is a predicted model, not a curated record. NCBI's taxonomy places the organism in Eukaryota, Metazoa, Chordata, Testudines, Geoemydidae. Gene Ontology annotation, biological process: cellular senescence; central nervous system development; regulation of cell population proliferation.